AUGGAGCCCGAGGCCCCGGAUUCCCGCAAGAGGCCCCUCGAAACGCCCCCCGAGGUGGUCUGCACCAAGCGCAGCAACACGGGAGAGGAAGGUGAAUACUUCCUGAAGGUGCUGAUCCCCAGCUACGCUGCGGGCUCUAUCAUCGGCAAGGGUGGGCAGACCAUCGUGCAGCUGCAGAAGGAGACGGGAGCCACCAUCAAGCUCUCCAAGUCCAAAGACUUCUAUCCGGGAACCACAGAGAGAGUAUGCCUGGUACAGGGCACAGCAGAGGCCUUGAAUGCUGUGCACAGCUUUAUUGCCGAGAAGGUCCGAGAAAUCCCACAAGCAAUGACCAAGCCUGAGGUGGUCAAUAUCCUUCAACCCCAAACCACAAUGAAUCCUGACAGAGCCAAGCAGGCCAAGCUGAUCGUCCCCAACAGCACGGCGGGCCUGAUCAUCGGCAAGGGGGGCGCGACCGUGAAGGCCGUGAUGGAACAGUCGGGGGCUUGGGUGCAGCUGUCCCAGAAGCCGGAGGGCAUCAACCUGCAGGAGCGCGUGGUGACGGUCAGCGGCGAACCUGAGCAGGUGCACAAGGCCGUGAGCGCCAUAGUGCAGAAGGUACAGGAAGAUCCCCAGAGCAGCAGCUGCCUGAAUAUCAGCUACGCCAACGUGGCUGGGCCAGUGGCCAACUCCAACCCCACCGGCUCGCCGUACGCCAGCCCCGCCGACGUGCUGCCCGCCGCCGCCGCCGCCUCGGCCGCCGCCGCCUCGGGCCUGCUGGGCCCGGCGGGGUUGGCGGGCGUGGGGGCCUUUCCGGCCGCCCUGCCUGCCUUCUCGGGCACCGACCUGCUGGCCAUCAGCACGGCACUCAACACGCUGGCCAGUUACGGCUACAACACCAACUCCCUCGGCCUGGGGCUCAACUCGGCCGCAGCCUCCGGGGUCCUGGCCGCCGUGGCCGCCGGUGCCAACCCUGCCGCCGCCGCGGCCGCCAACCUCCUGGCGUCCUACGCCGGUGAAGCAGGGGCCGGGCCAGCCGGAGGGGCUGCUCCGCCUCCACCGCCGCCGCCCGGAGCCCUGGGGUCCUUCGCCUUGGCCGCGGCCGCCAACGGCUACCUCGGGGCCGGGGCGGGCGGCGGGGCCGGCGGCGGGGGCGGCCCGCUGGUGGCCGCUGCGGCGGCAGCGGGCGCGGCUGGGGGCUUCCUGACGGCGGAGAAGUUGGCCGCCGAGAGUGCCAAGGAGCUGGUGGAGAUUGCGGUGCCUGAGAACCUGGUGGGAGCCAUCCUGGGCAAGGGGGGCAAGACGUUGGUGGAGUACCAGGAGCUAACAGGCGCCCGCAUCCAGAUCUCCAAGAAGGGCGAGUUCCUGCCAGGCACGCGGAACCGGCGGGUCACCAUCACGGGCAGCCCCGCGGCCACGCAAGCCGCUCAAUACCUCAUCAGCCAGCGGGUCACCUACGAGCAGGGAGUGAGGGCCUCAAACCCCCAGAAAGUGGGAUGAGGCCUGUGGUGUGUGCUCCCACCUGGCUCCCUGCCCCUCCUCCUCCUCCUCUUCCUUCUCCUCCUCCCCCUCCCCAACUCCUGACCUCAGCUCGGUAUAGUCCUGCUCCUCUUGGGAUGGGGCUGGGGUAGGCCUGACUGCACUCCCCCCCACCCCUUUUCUGGUAGUCAUAGGCAGGAUUGAGUGAUGGCUGGGGACGAGGCCAAGAAGCUCCCUCCCCAGCCCUGAACUGACCCCUUCUUUCCUUCCUCCCUAUGCUUGACUGGGCCUGACCCUCCUCUCCCAGGGCCCAGGUCUGUGUGAUAUCUGUAUAUAUUGCAUUUUGUUGAUUUUAAUAGAAAACAAAGCGUUAUUUUCUCUUUUCUUUCCCUCCUUUUUUUCCCCUCCUUUGAUAAGGAUUUCCCCUCCCCCCUUUAUAAACUUUUUGUUUCCAUAUGGGAGGAGGGGAGGAGCCUCUGGGUCACCUAGAAUGAGGGGCCUCCCCAAAACAACACCCGCCUCUCCUGCUUUCAGCUCCGGAUCUGAGGGACAUGAUGGAAGCAGAGGUAGCGGAGGAGUGCGAGUUGAAAUGGGGUAUUU
Molecule: messenger RNA, 2058 nt
Organism: Budorcas taxicolor (takin)
Lineage: Eukaryota; Metazoa; Chordata; Mammalia; Artiodactyla; Bovidae
Gene: NOVA2
Product: NOVA alternative splicing regulator 2
Exons: 4
Coding region: 1-1479 (492 amino acids)
Biological process (GO): mRNA splicing, via spliceosome; regulation of alternative mRNA splicing, via spliceosome
Cellular component (GO): nucleus; cytoplasm
Molecular function (GO): mRNA binding
Source: RefSeq, a predicted model, not a curated record